AUGUCGCUGACGCAAGGGGACGUAACGCCGACAGCAGUAGAGGACGAUGCUUGCAUAGAUAUCCCUCUCCCAACACGACCCAGAGGCUUCGAAGUAUGGGUCGAAAUCCCAACCACGAUCUCUGCACACGGGCCCUACAUCCCGCCCGCUCGUCCAGCAGCGCCAAAGGUGAAGCGAGAACAUGUCAAGCGCCGGCCAGUGGGUGCAUCGAAUCGAAAGCGGCCGACCAUUAUUGUGGAGGAGCCACCAGGACUACCGUUGCGACGGCCGAGAGGACGGCCGAAGAAGGAUGGAAUCACGUCGCCUGGGAGCAGUAGGAGUGGGAGUGGGAUACGGCUGAAUAGGAGUGAGAGAAGUGUUGUUGAGUCGCCGCCACCGCAUUUCCCGUUGUUUGAUUCGGCGACGACGAGGGUAGCGGCAGAAGGAGAGAUCAGCGCGGAAUUUACCACUGAUGUGCGAACGAUGCCCGCCGCUAUCCGGUUCAUCGUAUUCUGCUACGGGUUCGCGGAUUACAUAAAGUGGACGCCGCUAGACGUCGAGUUCCUCGAAGCCGAACUCCUGAAGGGCGACAGUCUCUACAUCAUCAACGUCAUCAUCAAACUCCUCCAACACGUCGUCAAACCCACCACCGUAGUCACAAUCUCGAACUGGCAAGAAGUGUUCCGAGCCCAGCUCUACAGCCUCGCCAAAUACCACCGCGACACCGGCAAAGUUCAGUGGUCCGCUGAUCUCCCGUUUCCGCUCUUGGACCUCGACCGCCGGCUCACAUUGCUCAUCGCCCUCUGCGAACGGGUACUGCAUACCACAAAACGUAACGUCCCAUCGCAUCUACUAAGAAAUGCGUCGAUUAUGCCCGUCGGAAUCGAACACGUACAGUCGCAGCAGAAGAGCUACGUGUAUUGGCAUUUCCCUGUGGGCAGUUUUCGGGAACGGCUGUAUUGUCAGAUUUUCGAGCAUUCGGAGGAGAUGGAGACGUUUAUGCCGGAUGUCGGGGUAGUGGAUGGGCGGUUUGCGGUGGACUUUGGCGAUGGAGGUGGAGAUGCGAACCUGGCGACGGAUGAGAGGGAUGAACAGGAUUGGAGUGUCGCUGUUGAUGAGAGUGGCAGUAUACCCGCGGGUGACGACGUCGGGCAGGGGAAUUGGAAUAUACCCGGAGAAGUGCAACCUACCACUUCCAAUAUGUCGCUGUGGAACUCCAGUGUCCAUACGACAUCGGCGGUACAUGCUGGAGGCAGCGCAGCGGAGAUCUUGCAAAGUUCGACGGCCUCGGCUGUCGCCCCGGAUGGGAAUCCUGUAUCACAGGAAGCAAAUACACCGAAUGCUGGUAUUGCAUCGAAUCACUGGGAAGCAUCUCAGGAAUCAACAACGACUCAGACGCAGCAACAACCACAUAUGCGAUUCUACAUUGUGGCAUCCGAUGCAGAAAGCUGGACUUCGUUCCUCAAAACAGCACUGUCCAGCAAUGUCCCCGCCCAUCAAGCCUUGCGACCCGCCUUCCUCACUACAAAAUACAAAACAGGUUUCUUUGAAGCUGCCGCCGACGAAACCGCGGACGACGAUACUAUCGACGCACCAGUCGCCCCACCAUCACCCAGACGACUCCUGGAAGCCAUGCAGUCUGAAGAACGCAACAGGCUGGAAAUGCAGAGCACGGAGGAGCAGGGGUGGCUGCAGCGGAGGGCGGAUGCUCGUGCGAGGAAGCAGAAAUCGAGAGCGGCUAAGAAGUUGGCUCUUGUUGCGGCGAGGGAGGGUGGAGAUGGGGAGGAUGGGGAUGAAGGUAAUGAAGGUGGUGAAGGUCUUGGCGACACACCUUACGAGCCACCAGCGAAGAGACGCAGAACUUCGCUAUUGCCUGGGAGUCUGGCCGAGUCGGCGUUGUCGACGCAGCGAAGUCAAGCCGACGUUGCUCCUCAAGAUGGCAAAAGACCUACCAAACGCGGACGAGGACGACCUCGGAAAAGUGAGGGUACAGCGCCCAGAGGGAGACGGAGAAAAAACUCUUCCGACAUGGACGACGACGAGGAUAGCGUCUUGACAGCAGCCGAACGUGCUGAAAUAGAGCAACGCCUUUUGGCAAAACGAGCAGCGGGCUUAGAUAUUCGCAAACGCAUGGCCAAGGGUCUCUUAGAUCUCUACAAGGACGUCGAUACCCACUGCGCCAACCUACCGCCCUUAGACGACGCCCCCUUCUGGUCCCGCCUCUCCAAUCAACUAGGCCCAUACCUCCCCAUUCCCAACUCACCCUUCGAUACCCGCAUGUGGGUCCGCAACGUCUACGGCCUCCAAUUCGACACCCGCCUCACCAACCAACCCACGUCCUCCAUCAUCAAGAACGUGUGUAGACACCUCGUGGACAACCUCAAGCACUACCCCGCCCACGACCCUUUCUUCGAGCCCAUCGACCCAGACGAUUUCCCCAACUACGCCAAAAUCGUCACAAAGCCCAUGGAUAUUAAAACCCUCUACGUCAAGCUGAUCCUGGACGAGUAUGCGGAUUUCAACGCCUUCCUUACCGAUCUGCACCUCAUCUUCCGCAACUGCCGGCGAUACAACGAGCCCCACUCGCGGAUCGUGUACCAGUGCCUCCAGCUUGAGUUGAGUUUCAUUGAGGUGGCUUGCAUGCUGGGGAUUGUGACGGGCCAUGUGGAUAGCGAGGUUGUGUUGGCGCUGAAACCGGACCCCUUUGAGAGGUUUGCGGAUUAUUUGGAAGAGGAUGAGCGGGAGAAGGUGACGGCGCAGGAGAAGGCGCGGAAGAAGAGGGGUAGGCCGAAGAAGAACGUUGAUGUUGAAGUUAGAGUCGAAAGAGACAUUGGAGAUGUGUCGGGUACUAGUACGCCGAGAAACGUGCAGGCACAGCCGGACGGCGGGACGGGCGAUCCACCGCAGUCCUCCACCAGCAGCCUAGGCAUGUUCGGUUUCACGGCCCAGUCCGAAGAUAUCAACGACAAUCAGAUCAUGUCCGACCAUGGGAUCGGGCAAGACAUCUCGUUCGGCGAGCCUUCGUCCAAUAGCGUCGAUAACGGGCUUGAUUCGAAUAAUGAGUUUGGCGCUAUCAUGCCGUUACCGCCGGCGCCCGAGACGGCCCUGCAUGCGUAUGACCACGACCAUCACCAUCUUGACGACCAUCAUGACGAGCGCGGGGCAGAAUCAGGGCCGUCGGCGGCGGUGCUCUAUGCCGCGGCGUCGACGUUGGCGUUGGCGAGUAUAUACGGACAAGCACCUGCAGCUGUCGUGCAGAAUUCGGCCGGUUCCAGCACUGAGAUGUAUGCCUCCAUGUAUACACAACGAACCAUCGCCUCACAGCGGAAUCAGGGCCACGAGAACGAGGAUGGGAACGGUGAUGAUGAGGGAUCCCCGUUCUCGUUUGCACGGCCGGGAAAGGAGGUUUCGGAUCAUUACGCUUCUACUGCUGCCACUAGCCCAAGGGCGACUUCGGCGGAUAGUCAGCGAUCCCAGGUGACUUCUGAUUCUUCGGACGUGUAUGGAGGGGUGUAUGGAGGGUUGUGGGGGCAGACGCAGGCACCAGCGGAGGUGCAGGCGCAGGCGCAGGCGCAGGUCCACACGCUGAUGCAGAUACAGCAGACACGCCCACCCUCUGCCACGCGAGUUCAAGCACCUGUAGCAUCGUACAACGAGCAGCGUACCUCGUAUCCCUCGCAACAACAGCAGCCCAGAACGCAAGGGCAGUUGACGAGCAGUUCGGUGACGGAUGUUUCUGUCGGUAGCGCGUAUGGCGCACAAAUGCAGCAACAGCAGCAUCCAUCCGCGGCUGACGCCUCGACCAUAGGGCUGGAUUCGCGGAGGUCUUCUUCGUACGCUUCGCAACACCAAUCUUCUUCGUAUUCCGCCCCAUCGAUCGUCACCUCCGCCUCGUACAUUCCUGCUCUGCAUCCUAACCUGAACCGAUCUUAUGCCCAGCCGCAACAGCCGUAUCCCUCACUGUCAACGGUCAGUUCCGCGGCCUCCGUCCCGUCAGUGCAGCCUGACGCGAAUCGAUCCUCUGCCACUCAACAAUAUCCCAGCGAGAGGUCGAGCGCGAAGGACGAAGCCUCGAUAGCAGCGGCGGCAGCGGCUGUAAAAGCGAAUCAUAUGACACUUGAGGAGCUCCUUGGGGAUAAUGAUGAUCCAUAUACGUAUGGAAGUGAGCCGACGGCGCUGGACACGCUUGCUGCUACAGCUACGAUGGGGCUAGGGACGAGUACGGUUGUGUAUGGGCAGCAGCAGCGGAUGAAUGAGUGGACCACGGUGGAGGCCGGAAGGGUGUCGCAAACGGCGCAAAGUCAACCACAGCAACAGCAGGGGUUGGCUACGGGGUAUGGAGGACAGGUUGAGACCCGGCAACGGACGGCUCCCGCUGUACCGCAGCCGCAACAACAUUCGGAAUACGGGCAAACGGCGAGCGAAUCUCGACAGGGACUCCAAUCUUCGUUGCGGGUCCCGCAGCAGCAAGCGCCGUCUACUCUACCACAGGCACAAUCACAGCAUCAUAUGCCCUACCAACAGCAGCCGCAUCAACAGGAGGAACACCAAAAGCUACCGGAACCAGCGUCACAGCAGUUGCGAAUUGAGGAAUUGCUAGGCAAUCGCCAAUCACCGCGACAACACCGGAGCUUGCAGUUGCCACAAAUGCAGGCUCAGAAUACCGCCAAUCCCAACGAUGCGAGGCAUGAGCCUGCGUGGGCGGGUACCAACAGCAGUAGCAGUAGCGUUGAUGGGCAGGGGACCACCUCGGCCUCGGUGCAGCAGGCACGGCAGUAUGGUGAUGCCGCGGCCGCGCCUUCGACCGCGUGGCAACAGCACAACUAUCAGCAGCAGCAAUCUUAUGGCCAGUCGAACCCGCCGGCAUUACGAUCAGCAUCGACGGAGAGUUUGAACAAGCAGCGCCAACAGCAGCAUGCGCACACGUACAACGCGCACACUCAGGCUUCGUCAUCACCGGCACGGAAAACCACGCAGAGCAACGAGAGCGCAUUGUCGGUUUCAAAUUUGUUGUAUGGUGGAGAUUCCACCACCUCGUUCAAAGGGUCAACGGGGACGCAUGCGGCUGGAGCUGCACCUGCAGCGCCGCGGUUACCGCCCAAGACCAAUACGAGCCAACAUAUUCAACAAGCGCUGCCCACCAUGCAAAGUCAAACGUCGUCGGUGUCGGUGUCGGCGAGUGCCUGGAAUAGUGUGUAUUUGUCGGAGACGCAACAACAGUCACUACCGGCGCCCAUACAACCGCCGCUGAACCGGAACAUUUUCUAUCCCUCACAAACGCAAUUACAACAACAACAUUCAUCCCCGGCAACCAUGCAGCCGUCGCUGACUCAUGGAACGGGGCGGCUGUAUGGCGGCGGUGAAGGGAACGCUACGAGUGGAGGUGCGAGAACCAGUUCGGGGAGUACGCACUAUACCGGUCAGCAACAUCACACGCAAACGCAACCCCAACCGCAGACGCAGACGCAAUCGGUCGCGAGUACGAGUGCGCGUCCGGUGCAGUAUAGUUCACAGGUACAUCAUCAACAACAGCAGCAGCAACCACCGCGGUAUGAAGACGGCCAGCAGUCGCAGCUUUACACUCAGUCGCAGCCGCAGCAGCAAUCGUCGUACGCGUUCGAGUGGCCGCCACGAAAUCCCCAGCCGUCCCGCGUUCCAGCACCAGCGCAACAAUCUCAACAACAACCACAGUACAGAUCGGAGCAUACCGACCAGCGACAAACCCAGCAGUAUCAACCAUUGUCCGCCGCGUCAUCAUCCUCAUCUGCUUCCGCACCGACUCUGCAAAAUGAUUGGUCGACCAGCAGCACCACACAUAUCAACAUCCGCACAACCAGACCACUCAACAGCAGCAGCAACCAGAGCCAGGCAGCGGACCCGAGAUACCGUGAUGCGUCACAGCAGCAGCAGCAACAGGUGUUUGGAAACCAGAGUCAAAAUGCGAAUGCGAGUUCAAAUGCGUACCCCGCGGCGUAUGGGGCGAGUGGGUAUCGACUUUGA
Messenger RNA from Fimicolochytrium jonesii, 5979 nucleotides. RefSeq lists its product as uncharacterized. The record is from RefSeq and is a predicted model, not a curated record. Gene Ontology annotation, biological process: positive regulation of transcription by RNA polymerase II; chromatin remodeling. Gene Ontology annotation, molecular function: DNA binding; histone H3 acetyltransferase activity; protein binding. Bases 1 to 5979 code for a protein of 1992 amino acids. NCBI's taxonomy places the organism in Eukaryota, Fungi, Chytridiomycota, Chytridiomycetes, Spizellomycetales, Powellomycetaceae. Gene Ontology annotation, cellular component: histone acetyltransferase complex. The transcript is spliced from 2 exons.